AGAGAAGUCAGUUUAUUGUAUUGAGAACACAGGGAAGGAAAUGUGUGUUAAAAUAUUUAACAAAACAACAACAAAGGAAAUAAUUGUGAACGUAAGAUUUGCAACGUAGUGAGCCAAGCGAGAAACAUUAACAGAGGCGGACUGGUACCCCCUUUGGAGAAUAAACGGACUGUUUUUCGUGAAUUUCUUAGCCGUGUUUUUAAAAUGAGAUGCUGGAAGAGACAGGUUCACUCAUCUGCAGUGAACAGAAACCAAGGAGCUGACAAUUUCACAAGAGCAGAAUAUCAACAGCAGGACUGCUCGUCUGAAGACUGCUGGGUUUGAACUUGUGUUGUCGCAAAUUAAAUGCAAUUUUGACGACAACCUCCGCGUUACGCGAAGAGACUGAGUCCUGUAACGUCCUGCCUCUAUUUAUUCGACCGAGAAAGGGGAUAUAUAUGUCAUUGUGACGCCACUACUGUAAUCAUACGGUUUUAUAUUAUUACGAUUAAGAUAUUUCUGUUGCGUUGGCGUUUUAGUAUUAUUAUUAUUAUUAAAUAAAGCACAUUUGACGGUAAGCCGGCAAGAGGCGAGCUGCAUUUAGUUUUAACCCCAAUAAUCGAAUUGAAGGGUGAAACGAAGUCAACCAGAAUAUAUAUAUAUAUAUAUAUAUAUGUGUGUGUGUGUUUAUAUCACGAUCAUCCUGCACGUUAUAAUGUUUAGCUGCAUACCAAGAAGAGUGUGCCCAAGGUACGGUGUUAAAUACGUGCCACAAAUCGUGGUUUUGCUGGAGUGCAGCUGAUUCUGAAUAUGCGCUUUUGUAUUUUUUUUGUUAGCGGGUCAGAAAUGUCACUCGACAACAGCAGAAACUGGCAUUUUAAUUUGAUAUAUUUGCAGUCAUUAUGCGGUGUAAUGUACCAAACCGAAUAAAAACGACUCGCCGUAGUGGUGGAGAACACGCUGUGCUGCAGACGUGCCCAUUCAUCUAAACAACACAAAAACAAACCGUCAUAUUUUGGAGUGUCGGUAAUUUUUUUUUUUUUUGGCAUCAAUACCACAUGAAAUCACAUUUAAUUAGAUUUUUGCCACAGGCGGUGAGGAGGGACAAGAAGAUACACGACAAACUGAAAAAAAAAACAAAGGAAGCAAAUUGAUCGUUCUGAUUUAUUACUCUGAAUAAUCCGAUAAACUCCGGUGGAAGUGUUGCUGCUGCUGUUUUUAUUUUUGUAUUUUUUUUCAUUAAAAAUGGAAGGUGUCGGAGAUUUCGAAUACAGCAGAAAGGAUUUAGUCGGUCACGGAGCCUUUGCGGUGGUUUUCAAAGGUCGACAUAAAAAGAAGACAGACUGGGAGGUGGCUGUCAAGUCCAUCAACAAGAAGAACCUGUCGAAAUCCCAGAUCCUGCUGGGCAAGGAGAUCAAAAUAUUAAAGGAACUGCAGCAUGAAAAUAUUGUGGCACUCUACGAUGUACAGGAAACUCCAAACUCUGUCUUUCUGGUGAUGGAGUAUUGCAAUGGAGGGGAUCUAGCGGACUAUUUGCAAGCGAAGGGCACUCUCCGGGAGGACACGCUCCGGGUGUUCCUACAGCACAUCGCCGCCGCCAUGCGCGUCCUCAACAGCAAGGGCAUCAUCCACCGGGACCUCAAGCCGCAGAACAUCCUGCUGUCCUACGUGGGGCGCAAGAAGGCCGGCCUGAACGGCAUCCGCAUCAAAAUAGCUGAUUUUGGGUUUGCUCGAUACCUGCAGAAUAACAUGAUGGCUGCCACCCUGUGUGGGUCCCCUAUGUAUAUGGCUCCGGAAGUGAUCAUGUCCCAGAACUAUGAUGCCAGGGCAGACUUGUGGAGUAUUGGCACGGUGAUAUACCAGUGUCUGGUGGGGAAACCACCCUUUCAGGCAAAUAGUCCACAAGACUUGAGGCUUUUCUAUGAAAAGAACAAAGCGCUGUUGCCUAACAUCCCGAGAGAGACUUCCCCUCACCUGGGGGACUUGCUGCUGGGUCUGCUGCAGAGGAAUCAGAAGGACCGCAUGGAUUUCGACACGUUUUUCAGUCAUCCUUUCUUGGAGCCGUCCUCAGCCAUUAAGAAAUCCUGCCCAAUGCCCGUGCCUGUACCCAGCUACCCCAGCUCCGUGUCCGACAGCUCCAGCGGCAGCUCGCCUUCCUGCCGCUUCGCCUCCCCGCCUUCUCUCCCGGACUUGCAGACGCUCCCCGAGGACACGCUCUCCUCCCCCCCCCUCGGCCCCCCCAACUACCUGCAGCUGUCCAAGGAUUCGGGGGGCAGCAACAGCAGCAAGAACUCCUCGUGCGACACGGACGACUUCGUCCUGGUGCCUCACCUCUCCGCAGACCAGUCCUAUGAUUUGCAGAUGGGGGCAGGUAGACGUGUUUCCAGUGAGUUUCUGAUUUGUGGAGGGCAGUCCCUUCUGAUCUCCUCUGGGGGGUCAGGACCCUCACAGCAGCCGGCAGAGACCCCCACGUGCAGCUGCAGCCCCCCCGCCCUCUCCCUCAGGCAGCAGCAGCAGGGGCACCCCCCCGCGGCGCCCCCCCGCAGUGAGACCACCCCCAUCCCGGUGCCCACCCAGAUCCGCAACUACCAGCGCAUCGAGCAGAACCUCUCCUCCAGCCCCACUGCCACCAACCUCUGUGGCUCCCCCAGGUCCGGGAUGGUUCGCCGGUCCAACACCAGCCCCAUGGGGUUCAUGAAGGGGGGCUCGGGCUCCCCCUCCCCUGCGGACGUGGCCCAGGCCGUGGGCAGGCGGAUCUCCAUGGGCUCAUCCCGACCCUACUCCCCCUCCCCCCUGGUCGGCACCAUCCCUGAGCAGCUCGGGCAGUGCUGCUGCGGGACCCCCCAGGUGCACGAGUCUCGAAGCAGGAGCUCCUCGGGGGGCUCUCCUGUGCCCCCCUCCCAGCUGCUCGGUUCCCGCCUCCCGAGCGCCCCCACCCUGACAGACGCCUACCAGAACAAGCAGAAGCUCCGCAAGCAGCACUCUGACCCUGUGCACCCCACCUCAGGGGCGUACCCCACUAGCCACUCCCCCCAGAUGGGCAGGCCAGUCAGCCUGGGCACCUCCCCCACCAAGAACCUCGGCUCCUCCCCCCGCUCCUCCGACUGGCUGCAGAAGACCCCUCUGCCCACCAUCAUUGGCUCGCCCACUAAGACAACGGCACCUUUCAAGAUCCCUAAAACUCAAGCCUCUUGCAAUCUGCUUGCCCUGGUUGCUCAGCAGGGAUUGACGGACAGCCCAAGUAAAGCUCUGACGGACCCCCGGGAGCUGUGCACCUAUCAGUGCCCCCCCCACCCCGGAGCCCGACAGCCUCCCCCCGAGCACAGCAAGACCACCUUCGGCAGGUCUGUUAGUGCAGGGAGGCUCUCCGAGCAGCCGGUCAGAAUCACGCUUGGCGGACAGCCCUACCAGGGGAGCACAGACAGCCUGAACACCGAGAGACCCAUGGACACUGCCCCGGCCGGGGCCUAUGGCAUGCCCACCCUGCAGGGCGCCAGCCCCCGGACUGUGAUGUUCACUGUGGGGUCACCUCCCAACAGCACCACCCCUCCCACCUGCAGCCACAUGGGGAUCAGGCCCCGCACCACCUCCGUGGGCUCUAACAGUUCCGCAGGCUCGCUGUGCUCCACGAGUGGGCGUGUCUACAUGGGCUCCCCCCCCGGCGUGGUCAUGGGCACCUCCCCCCCCGGCGCCGAGGCUGCGCCCAGCAGCCUGAGGUACAUCCCCUAUGGAACAUCGCCCCCUAGCUUGGAGGGAUUCAUCACCUUCGAGGCUCCGGAGCUGCCAGAGGAGACGCUGAUGGAGAGGGAGCACACUGACACUCUGCUGCACCUCCGCAUGAUGCUGUCCUUCACAGACUGCGUCCUGGAGAUCGCAACGGCGCGGGGGGGCGGCUCGGAGCUGGGCGUGUCCACAGCCUCGCUCUACCCCCCUCAGGACAGCGUGGUGGUCGAUCAGAUCAGCCAGCUCAGCAAGGAGUGGGGGCAGGUGGAGCAGCUGGUCCUCUACAUGAAAGCAGCACAGCUCCUCGCCUCCUCUCUGCACCUGGCCAAGGCUGAGAUCAAAUCGGGCAAGCUUAACCCCUCCUCUGCUGUCAAACAGGUGGUGAAGAGCCUGAACGAGCGCUACAAGAGCUGCAUCUCCCUGUGCCGGCGGCUCACCGAGAGGCUGAACCGCUUCUUCUCAGACAAGCAGCGCUUCAUGGACGAGAUCAACAGCGUGACGGCAGAGAAGCUCAUCUACAAUCACGCUGUGGAGAUGGUGCAGUCUGCCGCUCUGGACGAGAUGUUUCAGCAGACGGAGGACAUCGCCUUCAGAUACAGCAAGGCAGCCAUGCUGCUGGAGGGACUGGGCAAAGUGCUGCAGGACCCCGCCGACAUCGACAGCGUCAGCAAGUACAAGGCCAGCGUGGAUCGCAGACUCUCAGCACUUUGUAACUGUACAGUGGCUCUGUAUGAGUAGAUCUACCCAAGAGAGGACCAGCAGCCUUGCACACCCCGGGACCACUUCAACUGCAUUAAAAAAACCUGUCAAGAAUCCAGACGCUUUCCCUUCCAGGAAGUUUCAGAAAAAAAAAAAACAGGAAAUAUUAAAAGUUUUCAGAAAUGGAAUAACUGCCACCCAGAGCAAGGGGAUAAGAGACA
This is a messenger RNA of Acipenser ruthenus (sterlet), 4622 nucleotides long. RefSeq names its product serine/threonine-protein kinase ULK2-like. Gene Ontology annotation, cellular component: autophagosome; cytoplasm. Lineage: Eukaryota; Metazoa; Chordata; Actinopteri; Acipenseriformes; Acipenseridae. The coding region runs from base 1225 to 4440 and encodes 1071 amino acids. Gene Ontology annotation, biological process: protein autophosphorylation; autophagosome organization; positive regulation of autophagy. The record is from RefSeq and is a predicted model, not a curated record. Gene Ontology annotation, molecular function: protein serine/threonine kinase activity; ATP binding. The transcript has 28 exons.